This is a messenger RNA of Zingiber officinale, 2614 nucleotides long. Its product is annotated as RNA-directed DNA methylation 4-like. The transcript has 9 exons. NCBI's taxonomy places the organism in Eukaryota, Viridiplantae, Streptophyta, Magnoliopsida, Zingiberales, Zingiberaceae. The record is from RefSeq and is a predicted model, not a curated record. Bases 191 to 1339 code for a protein of 382 amino acids.
CCUAAUUCACCGAAACCUCGAUUCUUUUCUUCCGGCGAUUUUUCUUCUCCGGGCGAUUCUUGUUAUCCGGAGGCGAUUUUCUGGGCGAUUCUUAUUCUCCGGGCGUUAACCUUCGCUGUCUCCUCCGUCGAUCAACGGAAAGCCUCCUCCGCUGUGUUCCAUCACUGGAAAGUCUCCUCAGCUGAGUUCCAUGUCUCCUCCGUCGAUCACCGGAAACCCUCCUCCGCUGAGUUUGAUCACAGGAAACCCUCCUCCGCUCAGUUUGAACACAGGAAACCCUCCUCCGCUGAGUUUGAACACAGGAAACCCUCCUCCGCUCAGUUUGAUCACAGGAAACCCUCCUCCGCUGAGUUUGAACACAGGAAACCCUCCUCCGCUCAGUUUGAUCACAGGAAACCCUCCUCCGCUCAGUUUGAUCACAGGAAACCCUCCUCCGCUCAGUUUGAUCACAGGAAACCCUCCUCCCCAGAGUUUGAUCACAGAAAACCCACGUCCGCUGAGUUUGUUCACAGGAAAGCCUCUUCCACUGAGUUCAAUCACUGGAAAGCCGGUGAUCGUAAGGGUUAAACGGAAGGCCUCCCAAUCAAAACUUGACUCCUUCUGGUUGGAGAUUAAUGAAAGGCCACAUAAAAAGGCAUUCUUAGGUCUUGGAAAUCUCUCCAUAUCUGAUUGCGGCACAGGAAAAGUUCUCAAUGAGCUUGCAAGUGAGAAGAUGUUAGUUCAGCAUCUUGAGACAGUUGGGCACUCCCAGUCUGUCAAAGAUGUGUUGCAUUCUUUUCUGCAGCAACUUUCCAGAAAUAUAAAAGAAGUUAAGGGGAGAUCUAAGGAGCGUAGAAGUUUGUAUAAACCUGAUAAGAAACAUAAUCAAUUGCGGGCCAAGGCUAUAAAAGAGCAUGAGGAUCUUGCUAGAAGUGCUCGAUUUGAACAAAUAUGGAAGAAGAGGGGAAGCAUGGAUGCAGAAGAAUGUUCUUUGCAUGAAAAGUGUCAUUUGUAUGAUGUUGUUCAAGUUGAUGCCGAAGAUGAAACUCACCAAAGGGUGCCAAAGUCCAAAGUUGCUCCUGAGGCUGAUGGUGCAAUUUUGGAUAAGUAUUUACCACUUCUAUGGGAAAUCCUUCCACAAGUAGCUGAACAGAUUGAACAUGACAGAGCAACUACAGAAGAUAACUUUGUUUACGACAUAUAUACCACGGGCGUUGGUGUGGAUACAGACACGGAUAACAUUGAUGAAUAUCCAUUGGUGCAAGUUUAUAUAGAGGAUGAUUAUUAUGAUGGUCCGUCACAAUCUGAUUAUGAAAGUGAUGAUUCAAAUGGUAUGACUAUAUCUUUUCUUUCCUUUUAAUUUGACUCAUAUUAAAGUUGUUAAAUAUUAAUACUUGUUUAUUUGCAGCUGAGAACAAUCCAUGGAAAUAAACAAAGUGAAAAUAUUAAUUUCACAAUUUAAAAGUUGAUAAGAUAAUAUGCUAUGAACGUUAAAAUAAAAUAUUUUCUUGUGAUAACAUUAUUAUUUUUGAAGCCAAAAUUUACAUUAUUUGAAGUCAACACUUUCUGUAGAUUAAAAAUGAAUGUAUAUCAAUACGAUUUGAUCCCCUACUCCCAUUAGGGCUCCAUUUUAAUUUUUAAUUUUUUUUUUUUUUGAUAUUUAAGAAUUGAGUCUUAGUUUCUAUUAAUUAAUGGAUAUAUUUUUCUUGAUAGAAUCAUCAAAUAAAAAAUCAUCCUAAAAAUGCUGAUCUAUUUUCUAUUAAUUAAUGGAUAUAUUUUUCAAACUUAUUUAUUUAAUUAAUUUUAUGCAAAUUAAAUGAAUAUAAAUAAACAUUUGGUUCAUUUACGUCUGCACAUCUAACUUUAUUAAAUAGUUUUUUUUAAAAUAAAAAUUAAUCCAUUUUGAAUUCUUUUUUAUAAAAUAUAAUAUAACAUAUUUAUCAUUUUAAAAAUACUCUAAUUCCAAUAAAAUUGAAAAGUUAAUAAGAUAAUAUGCCACUAUGUAUGAACGUUAAAAUAAAAUAUUUUCUUGUGAUAACAUUAUUAUUUUUGAAGCCAAAAUUUACAUUAUUUGCAUUUCUGAAGUCAAAACUUUCUAUGGAUUAAAAAUGAAUGUAUAUCAAUACGAUUUGAUCCCCUACUCCCAUUGGCCAAGAGGAAAGUAGGGCCCAUCUCAAUUUUUUAAUUUUUAGACAUUUAAGAGUCUUAGUUUGUAUUAUUAAUUAAUGGAUAAUUUUAUAUUUUUUUGAUAGAAUCAUCCUAAAAAUAUUGAGCUAAUAGAUCAUUCGUUGUAAGUACUUUUUAUUUAUCCUAAUUACAAGUGGAAAAUUUUUAUAAAUAUUAUUUACGAACGUUAUUCAUGAAUAUUAUUCACAAAUAUUAACAAGUUGAACAUAUAUGUGUUCAAACUUAUUUGUUUAGUUUAACGAAGUUGUUCAAACUUAUUUAUUUAAUUGAUUUUAUGUGUAUUGAACGAACAUAAACAAACACUAACGUUCGGUUCAUUUACGACCCUAGCACAUCUAACUUUAUUAAAUAUUUAUUUAAAAAUAAAAAUUAACCCAUUUUAAAUUCUUUUUUUUAUAAAAUAUAAUACAAUAUAUUUAUCAUUUUAAAAAUACUCUAAUUUCAAUAA